AGUCCCGAGUCAGUGUCCUCCUUUCUUGGGUUUUUUUUUUUAUUUUCCCAUUCUUUGUACUAACUCGAAUUUGAUUUUGCUACGGCCGUGAGUGUCUUUCGGAUUUAUUAUUAGGUACAUCGAUCGCUAUUGGGAAUCAAUUUUGCCAACGUUGUUAAAGAUUAAAGGAAUUGUUUUAAAAAAUUCAAACGGACGCCGACAUGUUAGGACGACCCUCAUCAAACUGGUUUCUCCUGCCCGUGACGACGGUGGUCUUGGCCGGUCUCUUUUGCCUCUCAACCCUUCAAACAGUGGAGGGCGUUCAGUGUUACGUCUGCAGCUGGUCACCAGCUGAUUCAAAUCGCGUUGACGUCUGCACCCGCAAGAACUUUAGUGAGUCAGUGCGGACGCACAGCUGCGAGACGGGCUGCGAAACGGUGACCGUCUUCGAUAAAAACGGUCGAUUGGAUUUCUUCUACCGCAAUUGCGCUGCCAACACGUCCAGCAUAACGGGCACUUGCUUCAACGAGACAUCAAAGGCCAUCACAAAGGAAAUUUGCAAUUGCGAUUCAAAUUAUUGCAAUGAGAGCUCGGGACUGGAACAACAUGUUGGCAUUGUCCUAUCUGGCAUAUUGGCUUUAUUGAUGAUGCAUUUUUAAGAAAAAAUACGAAGGGCCUUUUUCUUGUUGCCUCCACGCCUUGUUAUUGUUUGCUUUUGUUUCUUCACGUAACCGGUUGACUCGUUUGCCAUUACUUUGGACAAAAAGCGCAACUAGAUUUUCAAUUUGUACAUCUUUUAACGCAGAUUAUGCCCUUGUUGUUUCCUGUUUCAGGUCCGUGAGAAUAGACCAAGAAAACGCCUUUGGCAGUCUAUUCAAAAGACACCCAAGCCCAGACACAUCCUCUUCUUUUUUGAUUGUUUUGAAACUCUUCUUUGGGAAAGCUGGGCGUUUUCACGUAGUUAUUACCCACCCUGUUGUAAUUAUUUUAUUACCAGCCCAGUCGUAGAUUUUUUUUAAAACCAUUAGCAAACAUUUGUUUAAUUGCAAUUCGUUUUUCUCUUAUCGAAUGAGCCUGUACGUGGUAACAAGCUAGCACAACCAAAGGGUGUCACGUGGUUAAGACGAGCGCACCUUUCGCAGUUAUACUAAAUCGAUAUUUACAUUUGUUUGACACAUUUUUUUUUUAUUAGCCAUCGUCAAGUAAAUAAACAUAGUACAAUUGCAAAUAGGUGCGCUUCGAUUAUUUAUCCUUGUUGGCUAGACCACGUGUUUUCACAUUUUGAAAAAAAAAAAAAAAAAAUUUAUAAUUCAUUUGUUUUUCAUAAUUGGACGAUUUUUGCCAUUUCAUGACCUUCUUCUGCAUAUUACAAUUAACAGUUUUUAGUCUUCUA
This is a messenger RNA of Daphnia carinata, 1372 nucleotides long. RefSeq lists its product as uncharacterized. The transcript is spliced from 6 exons. NCBI's taxonomy places the organism in Eukaryota, Metazoa, Arthropoda, Branchiopoda, Diplostraca, Daphniidae. Bases 201 to 638 code for a protein of 145 amino acids. The record is from RefSeq and is a predicted model, not a curated record.